AGCCUCUCCCUCUCAUCCCUGCAGCAUUGUCUCAGUUCUUCAGUCUCUGACCUUCCACAGGGACCAUGCAAUCAUUUGUUAGCAGGUCGUAUCUGACCCCUGUCAGGGAUGAAGAAGCAGAAUCUCAGAGAAAAGCAAAAUCUCGCCAUGCGAGACAAACUCGCAGGUUAACACAGGGUAUGACUCUGACUGACCUGAAAGAGGCUCAGAAGAUCAGCAGCCUGGAAGAUGGAAAAAAUGAGGAUAGCAGCAGACUGGAGGACAGGUCCUGUCUGCGGAUGAGCUUAACAGAUGAUAGAAGAGUUCAGCCUGGUGUGACAGAGUACACAGAAACAACUGAUGUCAGUCUAAACUGGAGCCAAAUGGACGAGGAGGGUAACUUUGAAACCAGAUUAGAAAUCCUGCCUGACCUUCCGCACCGGCCUUACUGCAACAGCUCCUUCAGAGUUGGCGAGAGAUGGUGGAGAGAUGAAAAUCAGAACAUUGCAGAUUCAGCACAGCUGACUUUUGCUGCUAAGCAUCAACAAAGACGGCCCUGCUUUGACACUGAAGGCUCAGACUACAUUGCAAAGCCCUCAGUGCCGAGUCUGUCCAUAGCAGAGCCUCUGGCAGGCUGCCACAGAAAGCUGCCAAAGCUGAAGAGAGCCGGGAGAAGCAGGGGGCUGGGGGUUGGGGAAGCAGAGGGACCGAGAGGGUGA
This is a messenger RNA of Pelmatolapia mariae (spotted tilapia), 698 nucleotides long. RefSeq names its product protein phosphatase 1 regulatory subunit 12B-like. The record is from RefSeq and is a predicted model, not a curated record. Gene Ontology annotation, molecular function: phosphatase regulator activity; enzyme inhibitor activity. The coding region runs from base 66 to 698 and encodes 210 amino acids. NCBI's taxonomy places the organism in Eukaryota, Metazoa, Chordata, Actinopteri, Cichliformes, Cichlidae. Gene Ontology annotation, cellular component: cytoplasm; A band; Z disc. The transcript has 6 exons.